Messenger RNA from Sitodiplosis mosellana (orange wheat blossom midge), 2265 nucleotides. It is a transcript of the gene Dhap-at, whose product is annotated as dihydroxyacetone phosphate acyltransferase. NCBI's taxonomy places the organism in Eukaryota, Metazoa, Arthropoda, Insecta, Diptera, Cecidomyiidae. Gene Ontology annotation, biological process: ether lipid biosynthetic process. Gene Ontology annotation, molecular function: glycerone-phosphate O-acyltransferase activity. The transcript is spliced from 7 exons. Gene Ontology annotation, cellular component: mitochondrial membrane; peroxisomal membrane. The record is from RefSeq and is a predicted model, not a curated record. The coding region runs from base 157 to 2160 and encodes 667 amino acids.
CUGCUCAUUUGAGAGUGUAGUUGUUUAUCGCUUUUAUUUUAACCGAAGAAAAAACCAAAUCUGUGAUUAACACGUAUGUCGAUAUACAUUGUUGUUUUCGACUUCACCCAUUUUUGACGUAAACACCGUUUAGUAAACAAAUGAUUACGUUAGAAAAUGGAGAAUUUUGUGAAUUUAUUAGAGGGAAAUCGUUUACCGGACUUGGGCAAAAAGUGGCGACCACUUAUUCCAUAUAAAUUUGAGAAAUUGCUCACACCGGAAACACUGAAAAUCAUCGUUCUGAAUAGCGGCGAAGUAGAUCGAAUAUGUAAAUUCUAUAGUGGUGGCGACGACAAAAAAGAAGCUCAAUUACGGAAUGUGGUUAAAACAUUGCUCGAAGAGAUAGGAUUUAAACGGAAUAUGACUGUGAUUCGCUUUCUUGGCAUCACACUGAAUAAAAUCCUGCAGCAAAUGACGCAUGGCGUUUAUGUGAAUCGACAAUCGGUUGAGUUGGUGAAAAGGGAGUUGGCACAAAGCCGGUGCCCAGUUUUGUAUUUGCCCAGCCAUCGAAGCUAUGCCGACUUUGUUUUGAUGUCCUACAUUUGCUUUGCGCACGAUCUCGAAAUUCCGGCCAUUGCAGCAGGCAUGGAUUUCCAUGGGAUGAAGGGAAUGGGUGAAGCUCUACGGAACACUGGUGCAUUUUUUAUGCGACGAUCAUUUUCUACCGACAAAAUGUACUGGGAGGUGUUCCGUGAAUAUGCUCGAACACUUAUUACACAAUACCACUCUGGAGUUGAAUUCUUUAUCGAGGGAACGAGAAGUAGAAGCUGCAAGGCAUUAACUCCAAAAAUCGGUCUUUUUUCCAUGUUGAUGGAACCUUUUAUGAAGCGAAACAUCUUUGAUAUCCUCGUUGUACCCGUUGGCGUUGCAUACGAUAGACCUGUCGAAGAACAACUAUUUGCAUAUGAAUUAUUAGGUGUACCAAAGCCAAAAGAAUCAACUCGUGGCUUAUUUAAAGCAUUCGAAAUCUUGGACGAGUGUCACGGCAAGAUGUUUGUGAAUUUCGGCAAAGCAAUGUCAAUCUACGAUUACUUCGGGAGAGAUCGUACAAUUUAUUGGACGCCAAAUGAACCAUUCUCACCAGCUUUGACCAAGGAUCGUUUACAGCUGAUCAGUCAGCUAUCGUAUGAAAUUGUUGACAAGCAACAGCAACUCAUUGUCUUGACCACCUUCAAUUUGAUAGCCAUUUAUUUCAACUAUCGAUCGAUGAUCAAUGAACUAUGCAAUCGAGAUCAAUUGAAAUACGGUGUUGGCAUUCUUGCAAACUUUCUGAAGAAAUUGCAGGCUCUUUUGUCACUUGAAAUUCAAUCGAAGCGAGAUUCUGAUAUAACCGACUCGCUAGAAAUACACUCGAAUGUGCUGAAAUUUCAAUCCAAAGAUACCGGUGCUCCGUUGGAGUUGAUAUUCGGAAAUGCAGUUGCCGCUAACAAUGUUAAUCCAUCAAAGCUGAAGGGACACAGUCUAUCGCCACACACAAUGCGGCACAGCUUACCAUCUUUUCUUCUGCAAAUCUAUGCCAACCCAGUUUUAUAUUGGCUGCACCAACCGGCUUUUUUUGUAUUGCUCCAACGAUUAGCAACACCCAAAGAAGAGAUAAUCACAGAGUUAGAGCGAAUGAAGCGAAUAUUUUCAUCUGAGUUUAUAACUCAAAAGAAGACGUCCGACCAGAACUCGGAAAGAAUCGUCGAUAUUAUGAACAGUAUUAACGCACAAGAGAAUGAUGAGCUGGCCAACUUGCUGUUGGCAUCGAUUCUGCCAUUCUUUUUCUGUUAUUUCAAUGUUAUCGAAGUGAUCAGAGAUCAGUUAUCAACGAAGCCAUUCACCGAGAAGGAUGUGUUCGUAAAGGUGCAAAUGCAUGUCGAAGCCCGUUUGAGUGCGAGGACAGCAUUCGUUCAUCCAUAUUGUUUAUCAUUGGACAGCAUUGGGAAUGCACUGUAUUCACUGGUCGCUAAUGAAUGUAUCGUCAAGCAAUCGAUCACUGGUUCUUCAUCUUCACCUUCGGUGCAAUACACGGUGAAUUCACAGGAACUGGAUGAAGUAUCGCAGCACCUUCGCCGUUAUUGCUCUGCUUUGACGCAUUUAAAUGGACUCUGCAAUUAUACUAUAAAUGCAAAACUAUAGAUUAUGUGUCGGUGCAUUUGUGUUGCUUUAAAUGGUUUUGAGGAUAUUCAAUUUUAACGCAUCUUUUUUCUAGAAUUUCAAUAAAAUAUACUAAAUGAAUUUAAA